GCUUCAGCCGACAGGUCCGGGACGGACCCCGGCAUGCCAACUUAGCACUGCUGUUAAGUUGGCAACUUGGAUUUACGUAUUAAUUUGUUUUAUUUAAUGGUAUGUCAGCACUUUAAGAUAAAAUGGAAAACGACAUCCUCGACUCUCUGGAGGACCUAGGGUAUAAUGGACCCAUCCUCGAGGAAGGAGCCCUGGACAAGGCUAUGGCAGCUGGGGCUGCUUCCCCGGAGUUCACAAAGCUGUGUUCCUGGAUCGUCUCUGAGCUGAAGCUCUACUGUAAAUUGGAAGAGAACGUACACCCCACGAACAGUCCCACUGAGGCUGAGGAGUUUCAGCUGGAGAUGAGUGGUUUGCUGACAGAGAUGAUGUGCCCUUACUCAGUGCUCACCACAGGCGAUGUUACCCGGCGACUCCUUAACAAGAACAACUCUCUGCUUCUCCUUACUUUCUUGAUCUCUGAGUUGGAGGCAUCGAAGAUGAUCCUGGUGAGUCGGCCUCAGAAGAAAGUCCGAGAAGAUGAAGGAAGUGAAGUGUUCUUGGAGCUGAAGGGUAUCUGUGUUGCCUUGGGGAUGUCAAAACCACCUGCCAACAUAACAAUGUUUCAGUUUUUCAGUGGAAUAGAGAAGAAGCUGAAAGAAGCAUUGUCGAAAGUGCCACCCACUCACGUAGGAGGACCACUACUGAAAAAGCCACUUGGACCUGUUCACUUGGAAAAGCUGGAAGCUAUCAAUCAAGCACUAGUGAAUGAAUAUGACGUAAGAAGAAAAAUGUUAUUGAAACGUCUUGAUGUGACAGUCCAGUCUUUUGACUGGUCAGAGAGAGCCAAGAACCAUGCUGAGAAGCUGGUCAAAGUCUACCCUCCCAAGCGUGCGGCUUUGGCCAGCAAGAGCAGUGUGUCUGUGGCCCAUCUCUUGGCCGCACGAGACGACCUGUCCAAAAUCCUUCGCACAAGCAGUGGAAAAAUUCGUGAGAAGACAGCCUGUGCCAUCAACAAGGUUCUCAUGGGCCGUGUGCCUGACCGGGGUGGAAGACCCAACGAGAUUGAGCCACCCCCACCAGAGAUGCCCACCUGGCAAAAGCGACAGGAUGGACCCCAAGGAGGGGGUGGGCAGCAGUACGGAGGGGGUGGGCAGCAGUAUGGCGGAGGUGGACAACAGUAUGGAGGUGGUGGACAGCAAUAUGGUAGAGGAGGGGGCAGAGGGGGCUUUGACCAGAACUCUCAUGGAGGGCGAGGCGGUUAUGAACGGGGAAGUGGGAGAAGUGGUGGUGGUGGUGGUGGUGGUGGUGGUCGUGGUGGCAAGGUACAGGGAGGUUGGUCUGAUGGAGGAGGUGGAGGAACUGGCAACUUCCAGGAUGGAGGGGGGCAUCAAGGGGGAGGGGGCAGAGGAGGCUAUGGAGGUGGGAAUUACCAUGGUGGAUUUCAGGGUCCUGGAUACCCUGGAAGUGGGUAUCAGGGAGGAGGAAGUGGGGCUUAUCAUGGUGGGGUUAGUGGGGUAGGUGGGACAUACCAGAGUGGGUACCAGCAGGAAGGCAAUUUUCAAGACACUGGUCACUACCAGGAGAGGGGUGGGCGUGGUGGGCGAGGUGGGCGAGGGGGCCGGGGUAGGGGAGGUAGAGGGGGCCAGGGAGGAGGAUGGGGAGGGCGAGGAGGGCAGAAUUUAAACCAAGGAGGGCAGUUUGAACAGUUCUUCCAACAAGGAGGAUAUCAAUACAGUCAGGCAGGCUUUGCCCAGGGUAGACACUACACCAGUUGAAACCAUCUUAUGAGUCAUUACAGCAGAGCUCAAAAAGACUAACCCAAAGGAGGAGUAGGAAUGGUCUGUUACUUUUUGCCUCUUAAGCCAGGUAAAGGAAUGUCUUAGAGAGCACUUUUAAUAGAGGUUACCUUGCAGGAGAAAUGUGCGGACUUUUCUGCACCAUGUUGACAGUGUUACAUAAUGUUAAGUGGAGCAGGUUUAACCAGUCCUAUGCAAUCUUAAAAGAGUAAAUGCUGCUAGCAUCUGUUUGAGAAUUCUUGAUCAUUUGUCAAUAUAAGCAAAUGGACCCAAAAGUCGAGCUGCCUAGCUUCACCACAUUUAUGUUCCCAAUUGGAACUUCCCUUUCUCUGCUGUGAUGUCUCUGUAUAAUAGAUGCAAGGCUUAUCUUGGAUAAUAUUUGAAAAACAGUGCAACCUGAAGCCAGUGGGGCUUGGUUUCGCACGUAUGCCCUUUUUUCUGAAAAUGCCACAUGCUCUUAUGAGAACGAAGGCUGACAAAAUAUAGUCUUGUGAAAUUUUUGCAGUCCAUCCUGUUGUUUAAUUCAAAAAGAAGAAUACUUGAAAAGGCGUGUUUUAUUUUUCCUUAAGGUAUUUGCUUUGUGUGAAGUUACAUUGUUGGAUUUGGACAUAAUGGAUUAGAUCAGAAAACCUUCUGCCAUGAAGAUGGUACUGCUUUUCUUUUAAAAACUGCCACGACUCACUUAACUGACAUUAUUUCAAAGAUGAUGUGUACUGCUGCUUGUUGGCAACGCUGUGUACAUAUGUUACAAGACUGCUUGACUUUGGGAGUUAGUCAUAAGGUGAGCAAUUAAAAAAAAAAAAAAAAAAAAAAAUUGUCUUCGGUUGGGCUUGGAGAAUUGUUUUCACAAUGCAUGAGAACAUCUAAAGUAUAUUCUUCCAUGACUGACCUCCUUAACUACAUUAAAAAUGCUGUAAGAUUGUAAAAAUUCUGUCUUUU
Molecule: messenger RNA, 2714 nt
Organism: Scleropages formosus (Asian bonytongue)
Lineage: Eukaryota; Metazoa; Chordata; Actinopteri; Osteoglossiformes; Osteoglossidae
Gene: tslig3a
Product: family with sequence similarity 98 member A
Exons: 8
Coding region: 123-1754 (543 amino acids)
Cellular component (GO): tRNA-splicing ligase complex
Source: RefSeq, a predicted model, not a curated record